Molecule: messenger RNA, 1854 nt
Organism: Talaromyces rugulosus
Lineage: Eukaryota; Fungi; Ascomycota; Eurotiomycetes; Eurotiales; Trichocomaceae
Exons: 4
Coding region: 1-1854 (617 amino acids)
Source: RefSeq, a predicted model, not a curated record
AUGUACUUAUCUGAUAGUGAAGUAAUAAUCGACGUCCUGUCCAAAGCACGUCGCAAAGCUGGAAUAAAUGAAAGAAUAGAUGUCGAUGCGUUACUCUCCGAACCAAAGUUUGUGCGUUCUCUUCGGGAGCUAUGGGCACAAAUUCCUGAGAAGACCAGGCGAAGCAUUGGCCGAAAGCCACAAAAAGCUGGUCAAAAAACUGGGAGUAGACGCUCCCGAGAAUCAAAUACGUCAAUGAUAACUGUUUCACAGGCUGUAGAAGCUAUCGUACCGCAAUGCAGCCAAAAUCCAUUAUCCUUUUUCAUGGAGAGUGACAAUGCGCUAGAUCUGGAAUCUUCGCCUGUUAGUCAAGUCUACCAAUAUCUUCAGCAAUUAGACUGCAGAAUGAUCAUCAACACUAUUCGUGCCCGCUUCCUGAAAAUCGCAUUCCAUCGGUUAAAAGAAAGAUUAAACCUGCGUUAUAUGCGUUCAAAUAAUGUCGACAAUAUGGCACAGAUAAUAUCAAGGUCAGGCGUGGUAGAUUGUGACUUGGAUAGCAUCAAACGCAAGAUUGCCCAGUGGACAGAUCUAGGUGGGAGGAUUGAAGCACUGUGCCGAAGUAUCGGAAGUUGCACUACCUAUGAGGACUCGCAUCUAGGCAAUCUGUUUUGUCUCCCUGCGGACUGCCAUGAUGAGUUUAUACGGGUUUUAAAAUACACUGGAACAGGCAGGGACCAAGAAAUCCAGAGGAUCAAAAAUCGCGGCAUUCUAGACGUGCAAGGUAAAGCUGGCUUAGAAAAACUUGCAGCCGACGUGUUCGGCGUUUUAUGGGCCAAAAUUUGGAUGUCAAUCGAGGAUUUCAUUCAAGACUCGGAUUCAGAAUUUUGCCAAAAUAUACAGUAUACGCAAUACUUCCGUGUGGAACAGCGUGGGUCGGCGCCACAGUCAAACAAGUUGACGACAGCCGUGUCAGGUUCACGAAAUAAUGUUCAGCAAGACGGUACAAAUCAUCCAAGUGACGAGGCAAGACGGGGAGGCUCUAGUUUCGUUCCACAGGACAACAGCCAGACAGUACUCCCUUUACAUACCCCUGGUCUGCAAGAACAAGAUGACAUGGCAUGGAUGGGGAGCACAUUCAACAUACAUGAGAACCCACAGUCGAUGUUGCCACUACACCCCACUGGCCUGCAAGAACAAGAUGACAUGGCAUGGAUGGGGAGCACAUUCAACAUACAUGAGAACCCACAGUCGAUGUUGCCACUACACCCCACUGGCCUGCAAGGACAAGAUGCCAUGGCACGGAUGGGGAGCACAUUCAAUAUACACGAGAACCCACAGUCGAUGUUGCCACUACAAUCUCUUAGUCUGCAAGAAAGACAAUCCAUGGCACGGGUAGGGAGUACAUUUAACAUACACGAAAACCCUCAGACACUGCUCCCUUGUCAGUCCUUUGGCUUACAAGACGGACAAAACAUCAUGAGAAUUGGAAGUACAUUCAACAUACACGAGAACCCACAGUCGAUGUUGCCACUACAAUCUCUUGGUCUGCAAGAUAGACAAUCCAUGGCACGGGUAGGGAGUACAUUUAACAUCCACGAAAAACCCCAGACACUGCUCCCUUGUCAUUCCUUUGACUUACAAAAUGGAGAAGCGGCAAGGACGGAGAGCUUGUUCGGGACACACGAGCACCCCCAGUCAGAAUUGCCGGUGCAAUCCGUUGGCCGGCAAGAUGCAUCAAACAACCCUAUAAAUUCGACUGGGAGCCAGGAUCCGGCACAAAUAUUAUCCAAUGCACCCUGUAGUACAGCGACAUAUUUGGAUCAGCAGCAAAACCUUUCCGGCCAGUCAUUCAUACCUUCUGUUUUGGUGGCUUAA